AUGCGUGGCCGUCGCCCUAGCCCUGGCAAGGAGGGUGCGAUAGACGGGGCAGCACUUGCGAGUGCCGCGUGCGUACAAGUCUCCAUCGAGGCUGUUGGUCCCGCCGGAAGCGAUGAACGCCCUAGCACAACCGUGAGAGCCUAUGUCUGGCAACGGAGGAUUGGCCUGUUUCUGCCGACAAAAGUGGACUUGAGCGAGGGAGGCGUGCUCGGUCGACCAGCUACGCUAUGCCCUAUCCGGCUGCAGUGCGCGACGAGGCAGGGAUCAGCGGUGCGGUUUCUCACCGCCGAGCACUUGGAGGAAUACAUCGCAAUGGAGACCAAUGUCAAAUCUGAAAACUUUCGCUGCUUCUGCUCUGACUGGAUAUUUUCUACGCACCUGGUCGAGUGCACACUGUGCCGCCACCGAAUGCACGUGGAGUGCGCAAACGAGUGGUUUGCUCGGCGAGGCCAACGGAGCUGUCCGUUCUGCCGUCAAUCCGACGCCGACGGCACGCUCCUGAUUCGGCGAGCCAACAAGCCCGUCGAAUUUACAGAGCUCCGUCACGAGACCUGCGCACCCAGGAGAGGCGGGAGAGAGGGCGCGGCGAGAGAAGACGCCUGA
Emiliania huxleyi CCMP1516 is the source of this 603-nucleotide messenger RNA. RefSeq lists its product as hypothetical. The transcript has a single exon. The record is from RefSeq and is a predicted model, not a curated record. The coding region runs from base 1 to 603 and encodes 200 amino acids. NCBI's taxonomy places the organism in Eukaryota, Haptophyta, Isochrysidales, Noelaerhabdaceae.